GCAAUUGACAACAUGACGUUGGAACGAUUCGUGGUGGAAGCGGCUGGCUGCCUCAAGCCUUCCGCGGACUCUCUGACUGAUGCGAUGGACUUUCUAGACGACGACUACGACGAAGGUAUCGUGGAGGACACUACGGCGGCGCGUCUCCAUGACGACGACAGCGUCGAUACUGCCGCCGUAAAACCAAAGAAGGUGAACGCGUUUCGGAAGCGACAGCGCGAGGAACUGACGUACUUGCGGUCGAAAGUGCGUGAAAUGGAGACGGACCUCGAGCGGCUCCAAGACAAACACGCCAAGUUCGCGUCCGACUUGACGCCGUGGAAAAUCCUCGCGACGCAGCUCCGGGCCGAGAAAGACCGCGCCGUCCAAGACAACGCCGCAUGGCGCGCAGCGUUGCAGGACCAAAUCGAGUUUGGGAAUGCGUUGCAUGCGAUUCUGAAGAAACGACCGCGCCUGUCGAUGAUCCCGACCCUCGGUGACGCCCAAUGGAAGAUGCUCAACUUGCCAGCGAGCCCCGUCGCGCGGCGCGACACCGCAGCCACCAUCGUCGACCAGCAGUACCGCCUCUUGCCCAGCGUCCUUGUGAGCACGGGCCUCAUGCAGCAGACGACCAACGUCACGUCAUGCAUACCCAAAUCCUGGCACGACGAUCUCCUCGUCGUGGAAGCCGCCGCGUGUCGGUACUACGAAGGCAGCGACUUUCAGCUGUGGGCUCAAAUGUUUUGGAUGGUGCUCACCGGCGAACUUCACUUGGCUGCGGCGUCCCCUACUCUGGUACUCGAACGAUUUGGGGAGGAUAUGAUGUACAUGGACACGCCGUGCCGUAUCGUCGAUCUGGACGGCCAGUGCCGCGAUGUAGUCAAGCGAUACAUGGAGCCAGCACGGGAGAUCUUUAUCUUUCGGAGCAUCCUGCACGACGAGCACGUGCCGCUCACAAAGGAGUUUAUUGCAAACGAAAUGGCGAGGAUUGUCGUGGAACCAGUUGACGACUUGGGCGGGUGUUCAGUCAAGUACUUUAACAAGUGCACUCCCCCGACGCUCCAGCCGGGCGUGACCAGCCCCGACGUGGCCGUCGUCGAGAAAGUCAUCGACGGGCUCAUUCGGCACUCGUCCCACAUCCUGCGCCACUUCGAAGACGUGAUGAACGGCCUCAUCCCGCCGUCUGCCCCCACGGAAGCAUGAGUUUUCGCCCAACUCAAGACGUCGACACCAAUAAAUAAUGUGUGUGUGCAAUAGUGUUACUCGAAACACCAUAACACUGUGCAAUGCCACUCAAAAAC
Aphanomyces astaci is the source of this 1280-nucleotide messenger RNA. RefSeq lists its product as hypothetical. The transcript is spliced from 4 exons. The coding region runs from base 13 to 1182 and encodes 389 amino acids. Lineage: Eukaryota; Oomycota; Saprolegniomycetes; Saprolegniales; Verrucalvaceae. The record is from RefSeq and is a predicted model, not a curated record.